AUGCGACUAGUAAUUACUAAAGAUUACGAUGAAAUGUCCGAGUGGAGCGCUCGAUAUAUAAAAAAACGAAUAAAUGAUUUUCAACCAGGUGUUAAUAAAUUCUUUGUACUUGGUCUACCAACAGGUAGUACACCACUUGGCACAUAUAAGAGAUUAAUUGAGUUUGUUAAGACUAAACAGUUAUCAUUUAAAUAUGUUGUAACUUUUAAUAUGGAUGAAUAUGUUGGAUUACCACGGAAUCAUCCGGAAAGUUAUCAUUCAUUUAUGUGGAAUAAUUUUAUUAAACAUAUUGAUAUUGAUCCCAACAAUGUUCAUAUUCUCGAUGGCAAUGCCGCUGAUCUUAUUCAUGAAUGUAAUGAAUAUGAACGAGCUAUAAAAGAUGCUGGUGGAGUCGAAUUAUUUGUGGGUGGCAUUGGACCUGAUGGUCAUAUAGCUUUUAAUGAGCCAGGAUCUAGUUUAGUAUCUCGUACGCGAGUAAAAACUCUAGCACAAGAUACAAUUAUUGCUAAUGCACGUUUCUUCGAUAAUGACAUAAAAAAAGUACCAACAUCAGCUUUAACUGUCGGUGUUGGAACAGUGAUGGAUGCACGAGAAGUAUUAAUAUUAAUAUCUGGCACAUCCAAAGCCUAUGCACUUCAUAUGGCAAUUGAAGAAGGCGUGAAUCAUAUGUGGACCGUAUCAGCAUUUCAAAAUCAUCCAAGAUUUCUAUGUGUUUGUGAUGAAGAUGCUACGAUGGAAUUGAAAGUAAAAACAGUUCGAUAUUUUAAAAGUUUAAUGUCUGUACAUUCACAAUUAAUUGACGACAAUUGUCAUGCAUCAUUAUUUCAUACCGAAAAUUAA
This is a messenger RNA of Rotaria socialis, 840 nucleotides long. The record is from the annotation of a GenBank genome assembly. NCBI's taxonomy places the organism in Eukaryota, Metazoa, Rotifera, Eurotatoria, Philodinida, Philodinidae.